Miscanthus lutarioriparius is the source of this 579-nucleotide messenger RNA. The record is from the annotation of a GenBank genome assembly. Lineage: Eukaryota; Viridiplantae; Streptophyta; Magnoliopsida; Poales; Poaceae.
AUGGGCAGCGCGUCGUCCCCGUCCCCGCCGUCGCGCCGGCGGUGGAGCUGGGGCUCAGCGCUCGCCGGCGCGGCGACGACGGCCGCCGCCACGGCGCUGGUGCUGUGCUGGCCGCGGGACCCUCGGUUCGAGCUCAUCUCCAUCAGCCUGUCCGCGUUCCACUUCCGCGCGCCGGCGGCGCUGGACAUCGGCCUCACCCUCACCGUGCACGCCACCAACCCCAACGUCGUGCCGGUCCGUUACGGGCCCUCCACCGUCUCCAUCCUCUACGGCGGCGCGCACCUCGGCACCGCCCGCCUCGACGCCGGCGAGCAGCCCGCCACCUCCUGCCGCCUGCUCCACCUCCCGGCGCGCCUCGACGGCGUCGAGCUCGCGCACCGCGCCCGCGCCAUCCUCUCCGACGUCGCGUGCCGCCACAUGGAGCUGGACGCGGCCGUCGAGAUCGCCGGCGAGGCCGCGGUGCUGCUCUGGUCACGCCCCUUCUCCGUCCGCAUCGACAGCCACAUCACCGUCGACCCCGUCUUCCUGGAGGUGGUCGAGCAGGAGAACCGCUCGGAGAUGCAGCUCUACCUCGCCUGA